CCACACGCCCCUUAAACCGCCUUCACCCAAUUUAUAUAAGACCACUCGCAAAUUCCCAUGUUUCAUACAAUAGCCCUAAACCAACACAUAUAGUACAACUCAAAUUUCCAUUUUCAUACAAGUUACAUUUUGUUACCUAUACUACUACACUCUAGUUGUUCCACCACUAGCGUUUGUGGCAACAACUUUGAUUUGAGGUUCUGGUUUUUUGUAUAAUCAACAAGUAUUUUAGGCUUCUAUUUGAUACUCAUCGAGUCUUCAUUCCACCGAGUCAGUUCAUUUUUGAACAAAGUGAUAUCUUCUCAUUCUUAAGCCGACAAUCUAUACUCCACACUUUAGUUGUUCCACCAUAUUUUUUGUUACUUAUACUACACCUUUUUAGUGUUUGUAGCAAGAACUUUUGUGUGAGGUUUGUUGCAAUCAAGAGAUAUCUAAGCCUUCUAUUUGAUACUCAAUUAAUCUUUUGAUCGACUUAUUUUGAGAUAAAGUGAUAUCUUUAGUUGUGAUUUCAUUCCUAGACCGAGAAUCGAGUCUCAAACUUUGAUUAGGAAUUCAAGUGUCAAAUCACUUGUACUAACCAUUUUUUGGUUAAUUUGAGGUUCAGUGCAUUGCAACAUGGGGAAGCAAGUUGGUUUUGAGGAUGUUCUUAGAUAUUUCGACGAAGAUGGUGAUGGAAAGGUUUCACCUUCAGAGCUGAAGCACGGGCUGCGAAUGAUGGGUGGGGAGCUUUUGAUGAAGGAAGCUGAGAUGGCAAUUGCGGCAUUGGAUUCUGAUGGAGAUGGGUUGCUGAGUUUGGAGGAUUUGAUUGCUCUUAUGGAAGCUGGGGGAGAGGAGCAGAAGUUGAAUGACUUGAAGGUGGCUUUUGAGAUGUAUGACACUGAAGGGUGUGGGUUUAUAACCCCCAAGAGCUUGAAGAGGAUGCUUAAGAAGAUGGGCGAGUCCAAGUCCAUUGAUGAGUGCAAAGCCAUGAUCAAACAAUUUGAUUUGAAUGGGGAUGGUGUGCUAAGCAUUGAAGAAUUCAGAAUUAUGAUGCAGUGAGGCAUGUGUAUCUAAAUGUUGAUUAUGUAUAGUGUGUAUUUGAAAUUUGAUUGAUUUGUUUGCACAUCAUAUGUAUAAUAACACUAUAACUCCUAUGAUAGUACUAUUUUAGCUGCUUCUCGAUAGUGAUCAAAAUAACUAUCAGAUUUUGCCCCAACUGUGCUAUUUCAAUCAUUAUUCAAGUUUUCUUAAUGAGAGUUGUGUUAUUAUUCUUA
Molecule: messenger RNA, 1253 nt
Organism: Glycine soja
Lineage: Eukaryota; Viridiplantae; Streptophyta; Magnoliopsida; Fabales; Fabaceae
Product: calcium-binding protein CML38-like
Exons: 1
Coding region: 616-1038 (140 amino acids)
Molecular function (GO): calcium ion binding
Source: RefSeq, a predicted model, not a curated record